This is a messenger RNA of Mugil cephalus (flathead mullet), 1613 nucleotides long. RefSeq names its product DPY30 domain containing 2 (gene dydc2). NCBI's taxonomy places the organism in Eukaryota, Metazoa, Chordata, Actinopteri, Mugiliformes, Mugilidae. The transcript has 10 exons. The coding region runs from base 241 to 1467 and encodes 408 amino acids. The record is from RefSeq and is a predicted model, not a curated record. Gene Ontology annotation, cellular component: Set1C/COMPASS complex.
AGAAAAAGAGCAAAGUCUUCCGCGAAGCCUUACACUGAGGACGCAACUCUCCGCCUUCUGGCAGCCAGCGCGGGGCUGCAGGACAGCUGUUGCUGACGCAGUGUGGCGUCCUGCAGUGAAACUGGAGGAGUCGCUCCAGUGAGUAGGAACUAUUUUGAAAGGUCGAGGGGAGCGUUAAUGAUGUGACACCGUCACCAUGGAGACGCAACUCGUUAUACAAGGAGACCGAUAAACGUAGUAAUGGAUUCGGAGUAUUUAAAGAGACACCUGGGGACGUGUUUGGCGGAGGGGCUCGCUGAAGUGGCGGAGAGGCGACCCGUGACUCCCAUCCUGUUUCUGGCUCACUGGCUUUAUAAGUACGACUCCAACGCUGAAUACGAGGCACAGAAAAAGGCCAAUUUGGCACUCCUUGAGCAGGAGAGGGAGAAGGCCAGAGAAGGGGCCUUACACCAGGAGAAGUUGGGAGAAGAGGAGAAAGAGAAACAGAUCCCUGAGAAGGAAGCAGCAGAGUCUGACGCACCCGCUGCAGCCGAAACAGGAGCUGCUGAGGAGAACAAACCUUUGCAAGAAGAGAAAUCAAGUAUUGUUGAGGCAGAAAACCAGCAGGACACAGAUGAAAAGCAAGCUGAGACACUAGAAACUAACACUGAACCAGAGCUUGCAGAUAAACCAGUUACCAGUCCAGAGCCACCUGAGAUAAAACCUGAGGAGGAAGGUGCCUCAUCUGAGGCAGUCAACGCCGAGGUGAAAGAGGAGUCUCCAGAAACGCCUGAUGAAAAGAACAAAGUGGAGACAUCAAACAAUCAAGUGGAAGAAAAAACAGAGGGGGAGCCAAGUGCCAAUCAGGAAGCAGAGAAAAGGGGGGACGAGGAAAGUACUAAUGGCAAGGCAGAGAAAAUAGUAGAGGUGGAAAGCACCAAUCACGGAGAAGAGAAAACAGAAAAAGAGGAAAUCACCAAUCACGGAGAAGAUAAAGUAGUAGAGGUGGAAAGAACCAGUCAUGGAGAAGAGAAAACAGAGCUGGAGGAAAGCACCAAUAAUGAAGAAGAGGAAGAAAGAGGGCGUAAUGAGGUGGUUGCAGCUGCUGAACCUGAGAAAGCUGAGCCGCCGCAGUCGACUCCUAGAAAAGACACCAGCGAUUCAAAUCUGAAUGAAACGGAAGACAAACAAAGUCCUCGUAACCUCGACGCUCAAGACACAGAGAAGGUUUCUGAAGAAGAAACUGUUAAACCAGAAGACUCUGUCCACGUGGAGCCGUCUUCACCUCCUCACCGUGAAGACGUUAAGCCAGAACAAACAAUUUGUCAUGAAGAAGAACAGACGAUAACAACUGAACAGGAGGCAGAAAAAUCAAGUACUCCUCCUCUUCAGGAAGAAAAGGCUGAUAUCUCGGCUCCGGCUCAGAGCGACGUUACAGAUGAGGGAAUGAGUGAGAGACCUGUGAGCUCACAAGAAGAUCAGCCUUAGUCUGAUAAAGAAAACCCGCCACAGGAGGAGGAAGAAAAAGAAGCAGACCACGCCUAAUGAAAGAUCAAUCCUUCACGCUUUUUAAUUUAAAUUGUCUCAGUCUCAAUUAAUUGAUGUGUGCAAGUAUAAAAAAUAUAACUAACUGA